GACAUCACAUCGUCCAGCCAAGUGGUCACUCAGUUUCAGCAGAUCAGUGACCCCCGGGCUGCCCUUGUCUUUGGCUGUCCCAACAUCACUAAACCCAUCACAGUGCAUGAGAAAGACUGGAUGCCAAAGGCUGAGCUGGUCCGUGCUCAGCAGGAGCUGGUCAUAGUUGCGGAGUGUCUGGGUUCAUUUCCCGUCAUGAGUGAGGAGGCCACACGCCAUGUUCUGCUGGAACGUUUGGAGAAGGCUGAGGUAGUGCACAUUGCCACAUGGGCGUGCCUGAGAGAAGGUAUCCUGCUGGUGACCCCUGACCCUGUAGACGACCAAGCAGAAGAUAGCUCUCACCUGGUCACCGUGGCGGACCUGCUCAACACAAGCAUGUGUGCCAAGCUGGUGGUGUUGUCCUCCUGCGGUCUCUCCGCAGCGCGCCAUGAGCAGGAAUGUGUCUACAAGCUGGCCAGUGCUUUUCUCUCUGCAGGCUGUCAGUGCGUCCUGGUCAGCCACUGGCCCCUGCCCGACGACCUGCUGGGAAAGUUUUAUUUCCACUUCUACCAGACCCUGCAGAACGGAGCCUUCUUGUCCGAGGCUCUGCAGGCAGCCGUGCAAGCCAUCAAGGCUGAUGAUAG
Molecule: messenger RNA, 623 nt
Organism: Aplysia californica (California sea hare)
Lineage: Eukaryota; Metazoa; Mollusca; Gastropoda; Aplysiida; Aplysiidae
Product: tetratricopeptide repeat protein 28-like
Exons: 4
Source: RefSeq, a predicted model, not a curated record